CUGCGCUCCUACCCUCAUAUGAUGACCCGAAGAUCAUCGUUUCCGCCUUUUAUACACUCAUAUCAAGACAAGAGCCACAUUCCUGAACCGCUUGCCAACUGCAUGAGCAUUGCUAUGCUAUAUGUCACGCGGAAUAGAGACACAAGAUCUUUCUUAUGGAAGACAAUUCGAGAAGAGCAAGACCGGAAUAUAAAACAUAAGCAGAUGCAAAAUUACACCAAACAUGAGGUGUUCGCAGCUUUACAGGCAGAGCUCAUCUAUAUCAUUAUGCGCGCCGUGGACGGCGAGGUUAUCUCGACUGAGCAUCGGGAAUACAAUAUGGAAAUGCUAUUGGCAUACUCGGCAUUUUGGAAGCAAUUCAUGACAGUGACAGGUACCCCCUGCAUUGUCGACUCAGGUGCUUCUGCCUCGUGGGAAGACUGGAUCUUGAAUGAGUCCUGCACAAGAGCUGCUUGCGUUUGGUUUCUCAUCGCACAGGUAGCUUGCGUAAAUGUAGGCACAGGCUGUGACAUACUUGAAAACUGGAAAGACUUACCUCUUCCAUGCCACAAAGUACAGUGGGCUGCUUCUACGCAAGAGUCGUGGAAAGAAGAGAUGAUCGCUCUCUCGUAUACACGUAAUUCACCACACCAAAUAUCUUCUUUUGGAGAGCUUUUGGAAUGCAAUCGAGCUGCCAAUUCUGAGCGCAACCCAGAAAAGCUGGACAUCUGGAACUCUGGAGCAGACAACAUCGGAAACUUCUUGAAUUUAGCUAUGACUGUAAUGUAG
Molecule: messenger RNA, 768 nt
Organism: Colletotrichum graminicola M1.001
Lineage: Eukaryota; Fungi; Ascomycota; Sordariomycetes; Glomerellales; Glomerellaceae
Exons: 4
Source: RefSeq, a predicted model, not a curated record